AUGAGCGAUAAAAUUCCUUCAUGGAAUUUGGUCCACAGGCUGGAGAAGCGCUCGCUUCUCAUCGGCAUUAACUGCGUCGCUGCGCUCUCAAUUCUGUUCUUUGGUUACGAUCAAGGAAUGAUGUCCGGUGUCAACAAUGCGAAAGACUAUAUCGAUCUCAUGGGUUUUGGGUACACUAAAAUGGUGGACGGUGAACCCACCCCCGUGGUCACAAAUUCUUUGCUACAAGGAGGAAUCGUGUCGGUAUACUACCUCGGAACCCUUGUCGGUGGUCUUUUCGGAGGAUGGCUUGGAGAUCGCACGGGACGAAUCAGGACCAUUGGCGUGGGCGCUAUAUGGGCUAUCGUAGGCGCAGCGCUGCAGUGCUCGGCCAUGAACCACAAUUGGAUGAUCUGCGCGCGCAUGGUUAACGGGAUCGGAACCGGCAUUUUGAACGCCAUUGUUCCUGUCUGGGCCACUGAGACAGCCGAGCACACUUCGCGUGGACAAUUCAUUGCCAUUGAGUUCACACUGAACAUUUUCGGUGUUGUCUUGGCCUAUUGGCUCGAGUUUGGUUUGUCUUUCAUUGAUAAUGGAGAAUCUGCUUUCCGUUGGAGAUUCCCCAUCGCUUUCCAGAUCGUCUUCUUGAUCGUUCUCUUUGGGUCAGUCUGGUUCUUCCCUGAAUCACCUCGAUGGCUCGUCAAAGUUGGCCGCGAGGAAGAGGCCCGGUACAUCCUGCAGCGUUUGCGCGGAUCUAGUGGAGAGGAUCUCAUCCGUGCCGAGGCUGAGUUCCAGGACAUCUUGAGCAUCGCUGAGAUGGAAAAGACCGUCGAUCAUGCAGACUCUUAUUGGUCGAUGCUUAUUGGUUAUAAGUCUGGAGAUCUCCAUAUCGGUCGCCGAGUGCAGCUGGUCGUUUGGCUGCAGAUCAUGCAGGAAUGGGUUGGUAUUGCGGGUGUUACGGUCUAUGCACCCACUAUUUUCAGCAUUGCUGGAUUUGAUUCGACAAAGAGCCAGUGGAUUAGCGGAUUGAACAAUGUGUUCUAUAUGUUUGCCACACUGGUUUGCGUCUUCACCAUCGACCGUCUGGGUCGACGAUGGACUUUGUACUGGGGCUCGGUUGUCCAGGGAAUCGCUAUGUUCCUCGCGGGUGGUUUCUCCCGGCUCGCCAUUGAUGCCAAGGCUGUUGGCGACAUGGGUAAAGCAUCGUCAUACGGUGCUGCAGCAGCAUCAAUGAUUUUUAUCUUCACAUCGACUUUCGGAGCCACGUGGCUGACCGUGCCAUGGGUAUACCCUGCUGAGAUCUUCCCUCUGGCUGUCCGCGCCCGAGGAAACGCUUUCGGUGUGGUUGGUUGGAGUAUUGGCAAUGGAUGGCUGACCCUCUUGUGCCCCGUGAUGUUCAGCGCCAUCAACGAGAAGACUCUAUAUGUCUUCGCUGCCAGCAAUGUGAUUACCAUUCCCAUGGUCUGGGCGCUCUACCCAGAGAGCAACCAGCGCACACUUGAGGAUAUGGAUCUUCUAUUCGCAGCUAAGACUCCUUGGGUUUGGGACGCCGAAAAGACCUUUGCGCGUCUGAAGGCUGAGAAUCCCGGCAUGGUCCAGACUCUCAGCCGCAAGGGCAGCAUAGUGGACCCUGAAACUGGAAACCACAUUUCUAUUGGGGCAGCUGCAGCUAUUGCAGCCUCUAAAGCAGGCGAUGAUGCGACAGGAGCGGAGCAUGUUGAUCGCGUCUAG
This is a messenger RNA of Penicillium salamii, 1710 nucleotides long. Lineage: Eukaryota; Fungi; Ascomycota; Eurotiomycetes; Eurotiales; Aspergillaceae. The record is from the annotation of a GenBank genome assembly.